AAAACGCUUCUUAGCCUCUUCACAUUAUUUUUCACCAUCCUAGAGAGAGAGAUAGGAACUAAAAAAAAAAAUUUAGGAUUUUUUCUGUGAUAUUUUCUUGAAUUUUUUGAUUUAUGGACAAAGGUUGGGGGUUGACCCUCGAGAAUCCUGAUCGGCGCGCUGGGUUCUUCACGAACAAGCCGGUUUUUGGGUUUAAUCUGAGCCCGCGCUUGAAUCCGAUCAACGGCGGCGGUAGUGGCGGUGGUGCUGGUAUGGUUCCGAUCAACCCCGCCGCCGAGAAACGUGGGCCGCCCAACGAAGUUGACUUCUUCUCCGACAAGAAGGCUGAUAUCGUCGUCAAGAAGGAGAUAACCUUGCACGGCGAACCCGUCACCAAAGCUGAUUUGAAUGUAAAUACUGGUUUGCAACUGGUGAUUGCCAACUCCGGGAGCGAUAAAUCCACGGUGGAUGACAGUGUUUCAUCGGAUAUGGAGGAGCGUCGAGCCAAGAAUGAUCUGUCAGUGUUGCAAGUGGAGCUCGAAAAGAUGAACGCCGAGAAUCAGAGAUUGCGAGGGAUGCUGUCGCAGGUUUCCACCAACUACACCGCUUUACAGCAGCAUCUUUCGAAUCUAAUGCAACACCAGAAUCAGCAAAGCUCCAGAAUAGGAAGCACACAAGAUCGUGAGGUUGCUGACAGAAAAUCCGAGGAAAAGAAGCCUGAGAAAGAAGAACCCACUGUUCCGCGACAGUUCCUGGAGUUGGUUCCCGGCGGCGGUGCUGCGGCGGCGGCUCAGACAGAUGAGGCGUCGCAGUCUCAUACUACGUCGGAGGAGAGAACACUGUCUGCGGGUUCUCCCAGGAACAACAACACGGAAUUGUCGAGGCAUAAAGGGAUUAUUGCCAGGGAAGACAGUCCAGAUUCAGAAAGCUGGGCUCCUAAUAAACUCCCAAAAUUGAAUCCUUCCAAGCCUGUUGAUCAAGCUGCCGAGGCUACCAUGAGGAAAGCCCGUGUCUCCGUCCGUGCCCGAUCCGAAGCCCCAAUGAUUAGUGAUGGAUGUCAAUGGCGGAAAUAUGGUCAAAAAAUGGCAAAAGGAAACCCUUGUCCACGAGCUUAUUACCGGUGCACUAUGGCCGUUGGGUGUCCGGUUCGAAAACAGGUGCAAAGGUGUGCGGAGGAUAGGACGAUUUUGAUAACAACUUAUGAAGGUACGCACAACCACCCGCUGCCACCGGCGGCGAUGGCGAUGGCGUCCACCACCUCCGCGGCGGCGAACAUGCUGCUUUCCGGCGCCAUGCCGAGCGCCGACGGGAUGAUGAAUACUAACUUUCUUGCGAGAGCAAUCCUCCCUUGUUCGUCUAGCGUGGCCACUAUUUCAGCUUCUGCGCCUUUUCCAACCGUCACCCUUGACCUCACUCAAACCCCCAAUUCUUUGCCUAAUUACCAAAGACCCCCAACUCAAUUCCAAGCGCCUUUCACGGGAGCCCCUCAAAUUCCUCAGAAUUACCCUCAGCUCCCCCAGGUUUUCGGUCAGGGUUUGUACAACCAGUCAAAGUUCUCCGGCCUGCAUGUUUCCCACCAGGACAUCGCCGCCGCCGCCGCGCAGGCGGCGCAGUUGGCUCAACAGCAGCAGCAUCCGGCGCCGCCGCCGCAACACCCUUUGUUCGCCGACACGCUCAGCGCAGCCACAGCCGCCAUCACCUCCGACCCCAACUUCACCGCCGCCCUCGCCGCCGCCAUCUCCUCCAUCAUGGGCGGUGGUUCCCAGCCAAACAACGCUAAUAACGCCUCUAAUGCCGCCGCCGCCACCUCCACCAGCAACACCAACAAGACCAGCAGUUUCCCGGGGAACUAAAAUUCAUUGCUUCAUUUGUUCUAAAGUCUUUCUUGGGGGGUAUAGAUCAAUCAACACUUUCUUUACAUUACUUUUUUUUUUCUUUCCAAAUUUUCUGUCACUUCUGGGGAAUUAGGACUACCUGAACUAAGAUAUUUUCAUUCUUUUGUACACUGUUUCUUGUUAGAAUAAUUACCUGUUUGUUAGUUUUGGGUAACUAUACAUACACAAAAGUGAAAACAUUUCAUGUAAUUAUUCUAUACCGUCUCCCUGUUGUGCAAAAAACACCAAAAUAUUCUCCUUUUCGUCAAUUCAAUCAUAUUUUAU
Molecule: messenger RNA, 2138 nt
Organism: Ipomoea nil (Japanese morning glory)
Lineage: Eukaryota; Viridiplantae; Streptophyta; Magnoliopsida; Solanales; Convolvulaceae
Product: probable WRKY transcription factor 31
Exons: 6
Coding region: 114-1832 (572 amino acids)
Biological process (GO): regulation of DNA-templated transcription
Molecular function (GO): sequence-specific DNA binding; DNA-binding transcription factor activity
Source: RefSeq, a predicted model, not a curated record